Molecule: messenger RNA, 4209 nt
Organism: Cordyceps fumosorosea ARSEF 2679
Lineage: Eukaryota; Fungi; Ascomycota; Sordariomycetes; Hypocreales; Cordycipitaceae
Product: AtrH like protein
Exons: 2
Coding region: 1-4209 (1402 amino acids)
Biological process (GO): transmembrane transport
Cellular component (GO): membrane
Molecular function (GO): ATP hydrolysis activity; ATP binding; ABC-type transporter activity
Source: RefSeq, a predicted model, not a curated record
AUGGCUGCCGACCCCAACAACAUCACUGCGACGGAUCUCCCGUUGCCCACGGCAGACCGCCAACGCAGCCAAGGCCAAGACACCGGAGACAGCAACCUCGCCACGCCGGCCCAAGACUACGACCGCGCGCCUGCUACCGAUACGAUAGUUUCCAUACCGCUCCCAAAACUCAAUGGGUCGUCUGCGAAUCCAACUGAGCCUUCCGAUUCCAAAGCUGGCCAAGACGAGCAAGCCACGGCAUGUGGUGAGCCGAUACCAACGAGAAAAGAGGCUUUCUUCACAUAUUUUCAGCUUCUAGUCUACGCGAGCCCGACAUGGAAAGACUAUCUCCUCCUCAUUGGCGGUCUCUUCAUAUCCGCUGCCGCUGGUGUCCCAAUCCCCCUUAUGGGAAUCUUCUUCGGUCAGCUCGUCGACGAUCUCAACCAAGGCACGUGCGAUGCCAAAGACCGCGCCGACCUCCUCAAAGCGUCCCCCGAUGAGCUGCAGCACUCUGUCAACGAAAAAGUUCUCAAGCUCCUCUACAUUGGCAUAGCCAGCUUCGCUCUCAUUUACGCCUACCUCGUAUGUUGGGCCAUCUUCUCUCGUCGUCUCGAAGCCCGCAUUCGUGACACCUACUUCCGCACCCUCCUACGCCAGGAUGCCACUUUCUAUGACAAGCGCCAGGCCGGCGAGCUGUCGUCUCGACUUAACGCAGACAUGCAGACCAUCCAGUCUGGCACAUCGGAAAAGGUCGGCAUCUGCAUUGCCUGCAUGUCGUUUUUUAUUACGGCUUACGUCGUUGGAUUUGUCAAGGAUGCAAAGCUCGCCGGCAUGCUCAUCUCUCUCAUCCCAGCCUUCCUCCUGCUCUCUGUGGUCGGCAGCUACUUCACGCAAAAGUUUACCAUUGCCAUGUCAAAUGCCAUCGCGUCAGCCUCCUCUGUUGCACAAGAGACUCUUUCUCAUAUUGCCAUCGUACAGGCCUUCAACGCCGGCCCUCGGCUUGAGGUCAAGUUUGCCGCUGCCAUGAACCUCGCUCGCAGCGAAGGCAUCAACAAGGCUUUCGUGGCUGCCUUGCAGGCCGGCACGCUCUAUCUCAUUGCUUACUCCGCUAAUGCGCUUGCAUUUUGGCAGGGCAGUCGCCAGAUUGCGGAUGCCGUCGGAUCCAAACAUGGCACUAGUGUUGGAGACAUCUACGUGGUCAUCUUUUUGCUUGUGGAUGCGUGUAUCAUUCUCGGAUCUAUCGCCCCGUAUCUUCCAAUGCUAGGCGCCGCCGCUGCGGCAUUCCGCAAGGUUCGCCGAGAUAUCGAAGCUCCUGUUGCCAUUGACUCUGGUUCUGACAAGGGCGAAAAACUCCCUGCCAAUACUGCUGGCGGCAUCAAGUUUGAUGGUGUCACUUUUGCCUAUGUAUCCCGUCCCGACCGCCCUGUCCUCAGGAAUGUUUCGUUCGAGUGCGCUCCUGGCAAGUACACGGCACUGGUAGGUCUCUCUGGCAGCGGUAAGUCUACUGUUGCUGGCCUGACUACACGUUUGUAUGAUCCUACCGAGGGUACUGUGACGCUCGACGGCCGCAACCUCCGGGACCUCAAUGUUAGAAGCCUGCGGAGUUUAAUGAGUCUUGUACAGCAAGAGCCUUCGCUCCUCAGUCGCUCCAUUCUUGAAAACAUUGCGCUGGGCGUGCUUAAUUCACCUUGGGAACAUCACCGCAAGUUCCAGGCCAUCAUCGACAGUCCUAUAUUGGCGCGGCUCGCAGCGAAUAUCCAGGAAAAGACUGACAUGGACAUGGCUGCGCAUGAAUUCGGUGCUGAUGUGGUUGAGCUUGUUGGUAUGGUUCGCGAAGCAGCCAAGCUCGCCGAUGCCGCUUCCUUCAUCGAAACACUUGAGCGCGGCUACGGUACGGAUGUGGGCCUCAGUGGCAAGCUUGUCAGCGGUGGACAGAGACAACGGAUUGCUCUAGCUCGUGCUCUUAUACGCGAUCCCAGAAUAUUAAUUCUCGACGAAGCUACCUCAGCUCUGGAUUCUGCUAGUGAGCGACGCAUCCAAACGGCUGUCGAGUCCAUUGCCAAGGAUCGCACCCUAAUCGCCAUUGCACAUCGGUUAUCUACCAUCAAGAAUGCCGAUAACAUCAUUGUCAUGAGCAAUGGAGUCAUUCUCGAACAGGGUACGCACAGUGAGCUAAUAGCUCUCAACGGGAAUUAUGCCACCAUGGUCCGCCUCCAGAACAUCGAAGCGGAGAGGCAUGACGACAGUGCCUCGCUUGCGAGCACGGCCCGUGGCGAUGUUGAAAUUGACGUAUCGGGCCAUGACUCCAUUACCCCUGAGGAUGAGCCCGUCAAGGCUAAUGAUAUCAUUUCUGGUACCACGGGUCAAACCACACGAGUCGAUGAAGAUGCCGCUGCUGCCCAGACCGACCUGGAUGCCAACAAGUCGACCGGCACGGUCAUUCGCAGCAUGUUCAAGCUCAUCCGACCCAACCUUCUCUGGCUCGUCAUUGCCAUCUUUGCCGGCACAAUCGUCGGCCUCACCUUUUCGGCUUCCGGUCUCAUUUUCGGAAACACCAUCGGCAACGUCAGUCCCUGCAAUAGCACCGAUCACAUCAGGUGGGCGGGCCGAUUCUUUGGUGGCCUCUUCUUCAUGCUUGCGGUUGUUGAGCUGCUCGCCAAUUCAACGAGUUGGUCUGGCUUUGGUUAUGUUGCUGAGAAGCUUCUCUAUCGCAUUCGCGUGCUCACGUUCCGCUCUCUGUAUCAGAAGGAUAUGGACUGGCACCAGGCCAGUGGCCGCACACCGGCAUCUCUACUAUCCGUCGUCACGGCCGACACCGCUGCUGUUGGCGGCUUCAGUGGCUCCAUCAUCGGCACCAUGUUCUCCAUCAUAGUUAACUUUCUGGUCGCUAUUAUCAUGUCGCACAUUAUUGCUUGGAAGAUUGCUGUUGUCUGCCUCGUGACCGUGCCUCUACUACUUGGCUCCGGUGUCAUGCAGGUGCGCUCACUGUCUCAAUUCGAGCGUAAGCAUGCCAGUGCAUUUUCCUCGGCCAUCGGUAUCACUGUCGAGGCCAUCAACUCCUUCAAGACGGUCUCGGCUCUUUCUAUUGAGGAUGAGAUUCUCGGAACAUACCGACGAGCCUUGUACGGGCCGCAAAAGGAAAUCACGAUGUUUAGUCUCUGGACCAAUUUUUGGCUCGCCAUGGCGAAUAGCACUUGCAACCUCAUUUAUGCCUUUGCCUACUGGUGGGGUUCCACGCGAAUUAUCAAGGGCGAAAAUACGCAGACACAAUUCCUCAUUAUUUUGAUGUCGAUGCUUGUCAGCGCACAGCUCUGGGGUCAGAUGUUUAGCCUUGCGCCUGAAAUUUCGCGGGCUCGUGCUGCUGCGUCUCGUAUCUUGAGCUUGAUUGACCUCGAUUCCGCAAAGUCGCUUGCCAGUGAGAAGGGAGUACCGGACGUCGAGGCUGAUGCACACCCGCCGAGCAAGCCGUCAGGCCCGAACCAGGGCUCCACCAUCACUUUUAAGGAUGUGGCCUUUGCAUAUCCUUCUAGAACCAAAAUUCAGAUCUUGAAGGGCAUGUCAUUCACUAUCAAUGCGGGUCAGUUUUGCGGUCUUGUCGGGCCCUCUGGCGCCGGCAAGUCCACCAUCAUGUCACUCGUUCAACGCAUGUACCGUCCUUCGGCCGGUGUGGUCGAGAUUGACGGAGUAGAUAUCUGCGCCAAGGAGGGCACCGAGUUCCGUGACGACGUCGCCGUUGUACCUCAGGACUGCGCUCUAUUUGAGGGCACUAUCAAAUUCAAUGUCAGCCUGGGUGCGCGCCCCAGCAGCGAGCCGACCGACACCGAGAUUGAGGAAGCAUGCCGCCUUGCCAAUAUCCAUGACACCAUUGCGUCGUUGCCCGACGGCUAUGACACUGAGUGUGGUCCCAACGGAUCGCGCCUCUCUGGUGGUCAACGUCAGCGUCUAGCGAUUGCUCGUGCACUGGUCCGCAAGCCGAAGCUUCUGCUCUUAGACGAGAGCACUAGCGCUCUCGAUGCCGAGAGCGAGCGCGCGCUACAGGAGGGUCUGGAGAGGGCAGCUAAGGGCAUCACAGUGAUUGCCAUCACGCAUAGACUACAUACAGUGCGCAAGGCCGACGUCAUUUUUGUGAUUGAGGGUGGCCAGCUUGUGGAAAAGGGUCGCCACGAUGAGCUGGUGGAGAGAAGCGAAUCAUACAGGGUUAAUGCGUUGUCACAAAUGCUACCAACGUAA